Molecule: messenger RNA, 462 nt
Organism: Opisthorchis viverrini
Lineage: Eukaryota; Metazoa; Platyhelminthes; Trematoda; Opisthorchiida; Opisthorchiidae
Exons: 3
Coding region: 1-462 (153 amino acids)
Source: RefSeq, a predicted model, not a curated record
AUGGAGCAGGCAUCCUUCACCUUCACUUUUCCGUCGGCCUUCCAGCAAAUGAUCGAUCCGAAAGAACCUCCCGAUGACAAAUGGGAUCCCUGUGACCCCACCUGUACCUGGCUGGAGACAUUGCAGAAACUGGGGCUGAUCGACAACUGGAAUACGUCCUACACCUCCAAGCACUCAAUCAGACAAUUUGGGAAGAAACUGACUGCACGAAAUCCACGAACAUCGAUCAGCCACCAUUUCUUGCGAUGUCUCCCGACAAACGCAAGCGAGGUCACAUUGACCCCAUCUUGGAAGGCCUACAAAAUGAACAGCACUUUAACUCUUCAUAAUAUCUUUCAAAUAUCUGCCUACCCUAGUUCGACAAGAAUCGGCAACAACUUGAACAGCCGGAUUCCAAAGACUUUUCCGGGUUCCUCUCAUUACCUCAUCAAUGGCGAAGUUGGACAAGAACGGAAAAUGUGA